Messenger RNA from Mytilus trossulus (common blue mussel), 2393 nucleotides. Its product is annotated as transient receptor potential cation channel subfamily M member 2-like. NCBI's taxonomy places the organism in Eukaryota, Metazoa, Mollusca, Bivalvia, Mytilida, Mytilidae. Gene Ontology annotation, molecular function: monoatomic cation channel activity. Gene Ontology annotation, cellular component: plasma membrane. Bases 33 to 2393 code for a protein of 786 amino acids. Gene Ontology annotation, biological process: metal ion transport; monoatomic cation transmembrane transport. The transcript has 19 exons. The record is from RefSeq and is a predicted model, not a curated record.
CCGAAGAGAGUGAAAUUAAGUACUUCAUCCGGAUGGCAGAAUAUGUGUUAGAUGAGAAAGUUCUACCGGUAAUCAUUUCCAUUCGUAAUGGAGGACUGAAUGAAGACGUAUUAAUUAGUGCUAAUAUUUUAUUACUCCCGAUUAUUCGAUUGAAGAAAAGCAGUCCAGACGUUACUGUUCUGACACUUGAAAAUGGCUCCAUUGAAGAGGCAACUGAGCAUAUGACAAACUUAAAGACACCUUGGACUGUCAGAAAAUCUGAAACUCUCAUUACAAUCAAGAAUGCAGAAACAACAGAAGAAAUUACUGCUAUCAAUGAGGUGCAAAGCAAUUUGGAUUUUGAAGCUCUAAUAUGUCAUUUGGUUAUCGGAGUCACAAUUUCAAACAGACAAAAAGUAUACGCGACAGACAAAGAAAUGUGUGUAAACGUAUUAUCGAUGUACCUUUUGAAGAUUGAAAAAUGGCGCAUUCCCGAAGACGCCUUUAAGCUGGAAUUUGAUCAUCGAUCUAUUGAAUACAUUUAUGAACAGGAUUUGACAACUGCAUUUGCCAGUGGAUUACAAGCUGAUUUGGAAGCAUUGUCCCGGUUACCUUAUCUGCCAACAGAUUUGAAGGAAAAAGAUAUCAAGCGGGCAGUCUCAAAUUCUGAUGUCAUUGGACUCAUAUAUCUAGCAUUACUGCGGAAAAAAAUUUAUUCUGGUGCAACUCAGCUUAUAGAUACAGGAUUUGUUUGCAUUCGUCACAUAUUAGUUGGAUGUAAAAUUCUACAAGAUGUUAGUGACGACAAGAAGAAUGAACAAAUACAGAGGGAGACAUCACAGAGAUUUAAAUUAUAUUUCACUGAGCGAGCAACCCUGAUUACAGGAUUUAUUUAUGAGGCAACUUCAAACAACGAGUCAGUUGAAAAUGAGCUCGGUGAAUCAGUAAAUCAUGCUGGUCGUCUUUUGGUAAACCAUGGGUACUUAGAAGAUGCAAUUAAGACGAAGAACAAGGCUUUUCUUGACAACAAAACCGUCACAGAUAUUCUGAAUAAAAUGUGGUACGGAGAGGAGACAUCCGUGUUUCGUAAGGUUGGGUUAUUUAUCCUGUUAGCCCUUAUACACCCAUUUGUAAUGCCGAUUUUGAUGAUCAACAUAACAGCUCCUCCUCUGAAAUGGUUAUACCAGAAAUACAAUCUUCCUUUUAUGAAAGCCUUCAUUCAGAUGCUUGGAUAUUUGACAUUCCUGCUGGUAUAUUCAUACAUGUUGCUGUUCAAAUUUCAAGAAAUUUAUUACACCCACUACGCACUAAUUGGAUGGAUGAGCAGUCUUGGAUUCAAUGAAUUAAAGCAGGCAAUUGUUUCAGCUAGGAGAAAAAGAUUUAGACGAUAUAUAUGUAAUGUAUGGAAUCUCCUAGAUUGGGCAGUGAUGAUUGUGUACGCAUGGGGAAUGGUUUUACUAUUUGAAAAUCCAAUCCCGUCCAGAAUAUUAUUGGUCUUAACAUUCAUUCUACUCAGCAUUCGUAUAUUAAACAUGUUUAGUUUAUCUGAGUAUCUUGGACCGAAACUUGUUAUAAUUCAAAAAAUGUUCAAGGACACGUUUGCCUUUCUGAUUAUCUUAUCUGUAAUCAUGAUGAGUUACAAUGUCUCAUUUCAUUCCUUGAACAAUCAACAUUCUGAAUUUGGUUGGACUGAGAUAGAGAGAGUAAUGCAACAUGGGUUUUGGAUGCUUCUUGAGCCAAAACAAGACGACGAACCUCAGUGUACUAAUGAUCCUGUGGAAUAUAUGGGCUACAAUGAUACUAUAAUGUACAUUCAUGAUACAUGUCCUACUGUUGGACAACGCAUUGCACCGUAUGUGAAAGCUCUCUAUGGAUUGAUUGCAGUGGUUUUACUAUUGAAUCUGCUCAUAGCAAUCUACAGUGAUACAUAUCAAAAAGUGAAUUAUGCAUGUAAGUUUCAUUGGUCACAGCUUACGACCGAUUUCCUUGAAGAGUAUAGCUUAGAGACAAUUUUCCCGAUACAUUUACAGCUUCUAGUGCUACCUUUUGGUCUUGCCCACUUCAUUAUUUGGUGUGUCAAAUAUUGCUACAUGUACUCCAACAAAAGAGAUACAAGUAUGAAUAAGAUUCAACAAGGAGUUCACAAUGACCGUUCUGAUUCUUACGAGAGUGAAAGGAAACAGUUGAAGAAAAAUACAAUAUUUGUACGAGUAUUUUUGUACAACGCAGACUAUGAUCUGAAACUUAAAUCAACAGAAGAAGCAGAAAGAAAUGCAGCUGCUAGGUCAAAAGGGAAAAUUGAGAUAACAGAAGAAGAUAAAUUGACGAAACUUCAAAACCAAAUGGACGUUAUGAACAGAGAACUGAAGGAUCAGCAGAAAAGAAGUGACGAGGUAACAGGAAGAAUGCGUUAG